AUGACGCUGACUACAGACAAGGUUCAGGAUGGAAUGGAGCUCAUUGACCUACUCAGGAACACCGAUGAAACCACUGGUUGCCACAGCAACCAGCAAUGGACUAUCAACAUUCAUGACACCUUGAGCCCAGAGGGACGUGGUGCUGAUGACUUCCUGGAUACCCUGUUGGGUGGGAGUGAUUCAUCCUCUGCAUCAACAUCCCCCCUGUGGUCACCCUGUACCACUGACAGUGGCAUUAAUGAGGAUCAAACAGCAGAUCACACAGAGAGUCCUCACUCACCCCCCUGCGGCCCGGUUUCAGACUUUGUCACGCAGUCUCUCUUUCAGCCUCCACCUCUGGAGAACCACCCGCCUCCAAGCAAGAUCAAAAAUGAAACAACACCUGAUGUCUCCAUUGAUUUAGGCUGGGACUGUGGUGACCUAGAAGAGCAGCUUGGAAUUGCAUACUACCUCAAAACAAACCAAAGCUCCCUGCUGUUGUCAAGUCAGAGUCUAACUGUGAAGGACCUGCUGUUAUCCAACCUCGGACAAAAAGGGCAGCGAUUCCCCCAGCAUUCCCUUCAGGAGCUUGUACUUAAUGAGGAUGAGAAGAAGCUUCUGGCUAAAGAAGGGGUAAACCUACCCAGCAAACUGCCCCUGUCCAAGUCUGAAGAGAGGGUUUUGAAGAAGAUCCGGCGGAAAAUUCGCAACAAACGCUCGGCUCAAGAAAGUCGGAAGAAGAAGAGGGAAUACAUUGAUAGUCUGGAGGGAAGGAUGUCUGCAUGUAACUCUCACAACCUUGAGCUGCAGAGAAAGAUCCACCAGUUGGAGGAAACCAACAAUGUUCUGUUGGAACAGCUAAGGCAGCUACAGGCUCUGCUUGCUAAUAACUCCAGGAAGGCAACACACAGAGGAACCUGCAUUCUGGUUUUGCUCCUGUCCUUCUCUCUGCUCAUUUCCUCAAAUCUUCAGCCAGACCCGUACAGCCAGCUCAGCCAGGGCGAGUACACAGAGACUAAAGUGCCGUCGCGUUCCCUGCAGUCGAUGGAAGUACGUGACAUCCCUCCUCCUCAGCCCCUUCCUCUCCUCUCUGCCUCUUGGGGAUUGGAGGCACUGUGCAGUGGAAUGGAGAAGUUCUGGUCUUGGACAGAUCUGCCUACUGCAGAUCACAGGCACAGGGAUGAUCAUUGAUCUCCUCGAACGCCCCUGGAGGAGAAUGAGUGUAGGCUUGCUUGCAAGCUCAGCAUCUAAAUGAGCAGUUUAAUUGCUUUUCAGCACCUGUUUCUCAGGUUGACCCAGGUGUUAUUAUCACUGGCUCCGUCAUCCAGUCAAUGAAUAUUCUGAUAUUCACAUAUUCAGAUGGACAACAGUGAGAAGGGCACACAGACUUAUGCGAUUAUGGUAACACUUUAUUUUAAGGUGCAUAUAUUCGGCAUUAACUUGGUGAUUAUUGUUGGCAUACAUGCUACUACUAUAUUGGGUUUUUAUUCGUCAUUAUAUUCAUUCAUUAUGGUUACUCUCUAGCAGUUCUUCCUUUAUGACAUCUUGAAUACUGUGUGUCAGUAGUAAUUAUGGAAGUUGUUGGACAUGAAUUACUGUCUUAUUAUGCUUUGCUCCAUCUUUUAAUUACUAUAAAACUAUAUGCUCAAAUAGUUAGAGGUCUUUUCUUAUAUUUUAUAACCACAAACAUUAAAUGUUAAUCAUGUCCAAAUAACUCUAAAUGAACUCUUUCUGACGCAGAACAAUACCUGUUCUGAUGGGAGAUCUUACCCAAAGUAAUUCACUUUUAAAAACUAACUAUUGAAAUAGUUAUAGGAAAGACCUUGUUCUAGAACAGAGAACAUACUUAGUCAUUUAGAUACCGUUUAGAUACCAUUUGUCUAUAGGGUUUGCUUCACAACAGUAGAACAUAUUUAUUAAGCACUAUUGUGGGAGGUGGACUGUCCUUGUGUGUCACAAGAAUAAGGCCCAUAGUGAAUACUGAGAAAGAAAUUGUAAUUCAUGUAAAACUUCCAUACUUACAUUAGUUAAGCUAACAAAAAAAAGUUAAUGGCCUCAAUGCUUCAAAUAGAGGUGCUUAAUAAGGAAAAAUAAAAAGUUAAUAUACUUCUAAAAUGUAUGAUAA
This is a messenger RNA of Sphaeramia orbicularis (orbiculate cardinalfish), 2104 nucleotides long. RefSeq names its product cyclic AMP-responsive element-binding protein 3-like protein 3-B. Gene Ontology annotation, molecular function: DNA-binding transcription factor activity, RNA polymerase II-specific; RNA polymerase II cis-regulatory region sequence-specific DNA binding. Bases 1 to 1170 code for a protein of 389 amino acids. The transcript is spliced from 10 exons. NCBI's taxonomy places the organism in Eukaryota, Metazoa, Chordata, Actinopteri, Kurtiformes, Apogonidae. The record is from RefSeq and is a predicted model, not a curated record. Gene Ontology annotation, biological process: regulation of transcription by RNA polymerase II. Gene Ontology annotation, cellular component: nucleus.